Messenger RNA from Priapulus caudatus, 1230 nucleotides. Its product is annotated as cell adhesion molecule 3-like. Bases 1 to 1230 code for a protein of 409 amino acids. The record is from RefSeq and is a predicted model, not a curated record. The transcript is spliced from 3 exons. NCBI's taxonomy places the organism in Eukaryota, Metazoa, Priapulida, Priapulimorpha, Priapulimorphida, Priapulidae.
AUGGCAGCAGUGAAUCUGGGUGUGGUGCUUAUCUUGUGCGAAGCGCUAGUGAUCGUGAAGACGCAGUUCCUGGAGCAACCGCGUGACACGACGGCCGCUGCAGGCGCUAACGUCACGCUGUUCUGCAUAUUUGACCUGACUUACGACGCCGGUGGUGAGGAAUUCAUUCAAAUAACAUCUAGGUGGUUACGCGACGGUACCGAGGUUAUUGUCACUAAUGAAGACAGAUACUCUUAUAGUGAUGCCGAGUAUUACAAGACAGGCGACCAUAGCAUAGACAUACAAGCGCUACAAUUAGAUAUCGAUGAUGCUGAGUUCUACUGUCAGUGGCAGCAGCAAGGUUCGCUUAACCCCGAGUCUGGCAGAAUUUCUCUGACGGUACUCAUGGAACCGCAAUCAGUGACCAUAUCUCAGAUUGCCAACGCCUCCUCGCCAGAUGACACGCUGCAGUUCGCCUGCGUUUCAAACAGCAGUAAGCCCGCAGCGAACAUCAGCUGGUCGCUGAACGAGGAAGACAUUACUAGUGAUUCGCAGGCAACCGAAGAACCGGGCUUCAUAGAGAAGACCUUCACAACUAAGAGCAUCCUGAGUCAUGUGUUUUCAUCGGAUGAUGAUGAAAAGACGCUGCGCUGUCAUGUCUACAUCCAUGACGAUCUAACCGCGAUCGAUAAAUCAGAGACUCUAUACUUGAGUGAAACUGUUGUCAUCAGCAGCACCAACAAGCCUACCAGCGAUGGCGUCAUCGUCCUAGCAGAGCAGAAGUUGGUAAUGAACUGCGAUGCUAACGGAUACCCAGAGCCGUUCUACACGUGGAUGUACGACGACGCCGAAUACCAGUCCACGGGAACAAUAAACGAGUUAGUGAUCGAGCCAAUAGCGUUCCAGGACAGCGGAUCGUACUCGUGUCAAGCGACUAGUGUCUUUGGUGAUUACAAGUCGACUAACACGAUGAACGUGAUUGUGGCGGUGCCACCAGAGGAUGUUACCAUGACGAUGGACGGCGAUGCUGUUGAGGAGGAUUCGGUAACAUUAACUGCAGAUGAACAUGUAGUUUGUUGCACUGCAAGUAAGGGCUUCCCGGAAGGAACAGUAGAAUGGCAACUUGAUGGCACAGCUAUCGACGGAGCCGUUACUUUACAUGACAGCGAGGACGAUGGCACGGUCACAGACAUAGAGGUGGAAAACAUAUUUGAAAAGGGACUAGAUGGCAGAGCCCACAAGAUGUCUUGA